Molecule: messenger RNA, 1018 nt
Organism: Mus musculus (house mouse)
Lineage: Eukaryota; Metazoa; Chordata; Mammalia; Rodentia; Muridae
Gene: Rpl29
Product: ribosomal protein L29
Exons: 3
Coding region: 416-898 (160 amino acids)
Biological process (GO): translation
Cellular component (GO): ribosome; cytoplasm
Molecular function (GO): structural constituent of ribosome
Source: RefSeq, marked validated
AGCCGCGGGUUACCGUGAGUGUUGGCCUUACGGCAUCCGAUGACAUCCGUGACUACAGGGCGGCGGCGGGUCGCGAGGCAGGCGACACGGGUGGCAGGAAGGACAGGGCGGGCAGCUGCUUGGCUAUGGGGCAUCGAGAUUGCCGGGCGGGGGUGGUUCCCGGUCGUCCUCAAGGAACGGAUGGCGGGGAAAGCCGCCCCGGGGCCGGCAAGCUCAGUCUCAGGACCGACCUCCUUGCUCGCGUUUGAGAGGUGGGGUCGCGUUUUGUGAGUGUUGCCAGGCUGGCGGGUGUCGUAAAUCGGAAGCGUCUGCUGCAGCCUCUGGUUUCUUCAUGUUACCCCAGCUCAGGGCGGCAGAGGUGUGCCGGUCUGGGGAAGCCCAGAACUGAUCUCGUGGCUUUCUUGCAGGUGCAGACAUGGCCAAGUCCAAGAACCACACCACACACAACCAGUCCCGCAAAUGGCACAGAAAUGGCAUCAAGAAACCCCGGUCGCAAAGAUACGAAUCUCUUAAGGGGGUUGACCCCAAGUUCCUGAGGAACAUGCGCUUUGCCAAGAAGCACAACAAGAAAGGCCUGAAGAAGAUGCAGGCCAACAAUGCAAAGGCAGUGAGUGCGCGCGCAGAGGCCAUCAAGGCCCUGGUGAAGCCUCAGGCCAUCAAGCCCAAGAUGCCAAAAGGCCCCAAACUCAAGCGGCUGGCUUUCAUCGCUCACCCCAAGCUUGGGAAGCGGAUUCGAAGCUACAUGGCCAAGGGUCAGAGGCUCUGCCAACCGAAGCCUAAGGUCCAAACCAAGGCAGGGGCCAAAGCUCCAGCUAAGGCCCAGGCUUCAGCUCCAGCUCAGGCUCCCAAAGGUGCUCAGGCCCCCAAAGGUGCCCAGGCCCCUGUGAAGGCCCCAUAGAAAAGGCUCCUGCCAGUGUGAAGACAGACGGACUGCUGUGACACACCUCCCCACACACUAUUUGCAGAUGACCAGUGUCCUAUGCUGUUCUUACAAAUAAACUCAGGCAAGAUCUGUUAG